AUGGAGGGAAGAUUUUCAACCAGGGUAAAAGAUUUUGCGGGAUACACUUCUUUGCAUGGUCUAGGAAGAAUAUCGGAUUCCAAGCAGAUUAUUCAGAAAAUAAUAUGGAUAUGUCUUACUUUGGCAGCCUUUGGGAUGUGCGUGUUCCAGGUUUACAGACUUGGUAAUCAAUUUCUAAAUUUUCAAGUCAACACCAAAAUCAUAAUGACACAGGAGAAGCAACGAUUCCCAGAGGUUACUUUCUGUAAUUUAAACCCUGUUAAGUUUUCACGCCUUGUGAAUGAGUCGUCUUUGUUUCAAAUAAUAGAUAAAUUAUCUAGUUACUACAACAUCAGCCUGGACGAGUUUGAAACGCCCUUUGAACAUUCGUUAAUGACAAUUGAGACAGAAACCUAUAAGUCUAUCAAGCAAGUCAAGAUUUUCCUAGGGUUAGAAAUGAUUCUGAAUGUUGAACAGAGUGAAUAUGUGCCAUUUUUAACACAAUCGGCUGGCGUCAUAUAUGAAAUACACGACCCAGACUUCUUUGAUGACCUUUCAAUCAAUGGAAAGAGUUUACCAAUCGGACACGAGGUGAACAUCGGAAUUAAAAAGAAGAAACGCAUAAGACUAUCCGGACCAACAGGGAAGUGUGACGAAGAAAACAUGUUUAUAAACCUACUGAGCUGUCUAAGUAACUGUGGAGACAACAUAGUUGAGGCUUAUUGUCAAUGUCAGGUUCCAGGUCGUUACGGCGCAAAAGAUGAAUGGGGAGAUCCACUUCACUCUUGUCUGGAUAUAUAUGAUAUUGAAUGCAUCGAGUCAAUACGUGCCUCACUGGAACCGGAAACCGAAUGUCCAUAUUGCAAAAUGCCAUGCACCUCCGUAACUUAUGACCAGUCCGUGUCAAUGACCACCUGGCCAUCUGGAAACUUUGAACCUAUCUUAGAAAAGCUGACGAAAGGAAAACUUGAGUCUCAAAAUGCAAAGGACGAUCUGUUGUCCAUGCGCGUGUUUUUCUCAACAAUGUUGAUGGAAACUACGGAAGAAGAAAGGGCGUAUACAGAUGAGAACUUUGUCAGUGACAUUGGCGGACAGCUCGCUUCUUCUUCUGCUUCCUUUUUACCUUAA
Ylistrum balloti is the source of this 1107-nucleotide messenger RNA. Its product is annotated as amiloride-sensitive sodium channel subunit gamma-2-like. Bases 1 to 1107 code for a protein of 368 amino acids. Gene Ontology annotation, molecular function: ligand-gated sodium channel activity. Gene Ontology annotation, biological process: sodium ion transmembrane transport. The transcript has 11 exons. Gene Ontology annotation, cellular component: membrane. NCBI's taxonomy places the organism in Eukaryota, Metazoa, Mollusca, Bivalvia, Pectinida, Pectinidae. The record is from RefSeq and is a predicted model, not a curated record.